AUGGGAAGUCAUUUAGCAGCAUUAGCAGAAAUAGCCGAUCAACCGGCAUCUGAUCUACACACUCGAAUUUUCACCCCGAAGGAAAUUUCCUUCAUUUUCCCUUGGGCUCUCUUUGAGCCAGCAUCAUGCGGCGUUUCUGUUUCGCAGUACUUGCAGGCACGGCUGCAGCCGUGCCUGCGCUUUUCAAAGAGGCUCAAGCCGACGUCAGCCAGGAAUUUUAUGAACAAGGAGAGAGAACCUAUGGGGUUUCCUAAGUUCACUGUUCUUGAUACAAAGACAGGUGAUGAGGCAGAGAAUACGGUUAAUACAUCUAAGCUUUGUGAAACUAUAAAAGCGAAUGGAGAUCCCGGUGUAUGGAUAACAGAAACUGACAUAUCUAUAGCAGCAGCAAAAGUUUCGAGUUGUCUUCCGCUAUGUGCCGCAGCAACAAAGCAAUGGAAAGGAGUAUUAAAGGCAAUGGGCGAUUCUUUACCACCUGCCUAUACACCCGGAGAGGGCAUAUACAACAAUCUUGAUGUUGUAUCGUUAAUGAGUCUUUAUACACCUAAAGAGGGAGUAGCCGUUACAUGCACUGUCAUACAAUGCCCAGAAAAAAGCUCUUCAGCAAGUGACAACCAAAACAGUGACAGCAGCAACGGCCAGAACCCAAGCCAAAACACGCAACCGCCAGCAAACCAGCCCAGCGGAGGCAACACAGGAGGCACAACAGGCAGCACAGUGGACAACGGAGGCAGCUCAGCCGGCACUGCGGGCGGCAGUGUUAGUGGCACUGGCACUCCGGGUGCCGGUAGCGAAAAGAAUGGGGAAACAAGAGAGCUCAAGGAGGAAGCCAAAGACCUAUCGAAGGAGAAAAAAGACAAACUUUCAACGACAAUAACAGGACAAGGAGUAUCAGAAGCAGAAGUAGGAGGUGUAUCACCACCAGCAGCAUCACCAGCAGCAGCAGCAGCAGAAAGAGCAGCAGGGGUGGAAGGAGGAAUUAGAGUUCGUCGAUUAGCGGAAGGAGGAGGAGUAACACAAGAAGAGUCUUUUAAUGCUCUUGUUUGUAUAUUCAAACCUAAAACACUCACUAAAGGAGUUGCACCUUUCCAGUAA
Molecule: messenger RNA, 1095 nt
Organism: Eimeria maxima
Lineage: Eukaryota; Apicomplexa; Conoidasida; Eucoccidiorida; Eimeriidae
Product: SAG family member
Exons: 4
Coding region: 1-1095 (364 amino acids)
Source: RefSeq, a predicted model, not a curated record